Molecule: messenger RNA, 4546 nt
Organism: Copidosoma floridanum
Lineage: Eukaryota; Metazoa; Arthropoda; Insecta; Hymenoptera; Encyrtidae
Product: toll like receptor
Biological process (GO): innate immune response; signal transduction
Cellular component (GO): plasma membrane
Molecular function (GO): signaling receptor activity; protein binding
Source: RefSeq, a predicted model, not a curated record
UCGAUCGACGCUCACCGUGCCCCCUUCCUCCUUCCCCGAUUCCUCAAACCAAUUUAUCUCUCACGAUCGUUAAAACGAGUGCCGAUCUUUUGUUAAUUUUGCAAAAAGUACAACGAUAUGAGGCGGAAACGGUGACGAGAGUGGCGGGCGCGCCUGUGAGAACACAUUCUGAGUUACCGAUUUUCGUAGUGUUUUUUUGUUUCAUUCGAAACAUCAUCAAAAAAAUAUUUGCACGCCCGCUGGUCAAGGUGAACGAGCGGGCCGAGCCCAUAGUCGGCCAGUGACGACGGCUCCGAUCUACACUUUCAUCACCGUCAACUGCAUCUGAUUGCCAUCUGCGACAACCUGCAACUGGGAUCGCGUGAUACAACAACAAUCAUCAUCUCUUAUGCACAAAGAGCCUCGCACAAAAGAAAACGAUGGCGCUCAUCUGGGCCCUCCUCGUGAUGACGAUCGUCAUCGGCAAGGCUCGAGGCUUCGACUGUCCGGACGACCGGCAGUGCUACUGCUUCGAGGAAUCGGCGGGCGAGUACCGGGUCCACUGCUCGGCGGGUAACUCCUCCAGCCAGGGCUUCGACCUGACGGUCCAGCGUCACGAGCGACUGGUCGUCGAGUGCAACGACGCGCCCGACUGGUCGGACUUUAUGCUUGGCUCAUCCAUCGAGGUCGGCCCCAUGCGAGUCCUCGUGUUUACGUCGUGCUCGCCACCGGGACCGGAACACGCUAACCGCGUGGCACGGCUCCUCGGCGUCACUGGUGUCCAAAGUCUCAAGUUUGUCAUUCUCAACGGGACCCUCAGCAGAGAAGACCUGGCCGCGUAUCCGGAUCUUCAGAACCUCGUGCUCUCCAACAACGACUUGAGCAACGUCAGCGCCGAUCUUCUGAAAGAUCUGGGCUCGCUGCAGCUCCUCGAGCUGCGCAACGCUAACGUCCGGCUGCCGGUUGGCUUCUUCGACGCCGCGACGAACCUUACGACGCUCGAGCUCGGCAGCAACCAGCUGCGACAAUUGCAAACCGGCACCUUUGACGGACUCCGAAAAAUUGUCCUUCUGAACCUCUGGAAGAACGAGCUUCGGAAAAUUGAAUCCGACGUCUUUCGGAACCUCACCACCCUCGUCUCCCUGGACCUCAGCCAGAACACCCUCGAGACUCUGCCCACCGAUGUGUUCAAGGACCUCGAGAGCCUCGAGGUGGUGAAUCUUAGCUCGAACAACUUGAGCUCACUGCCGCGCGGCCUCUUCCGGUCGAACCAUAAACUCCGGCUGGUCAAGCUCCUGUACAACAAGCAAAACCUGACCGAGCUACCAGCUGGUCUGUUUGCCAAUCUGACGUCCCUCAAAUCGGUCAUGAUGACGCGCAACGGACUACUCAAGCUCCCUGAGGACCUAUUCUGGGGCUCCAAUGGUCUGCGCAACCUCACCAUCGACCGCAACUACCUGACCACUCUUCCCCGCGGGAUCUUCCGAGAUGCGCACGAGCUCUACAGCCUCAGCUUGUCGUUCAACGAUCUCAGGGAGUUGCCCGAAGACGUCUUUGAGUUCACGACGAAGCUCGUCAAGCUCGACCUGUCCAAAAAUCGACUUAUGGCCAUCAACAAGCACACGCUGAUAGGCCUGGAGUCGCUGCGCACGCUCAAUCUGGAGAACAACGAGCUGACGAGCAUCCACAUAGACGCGUUCAGCUCUUUGGGUAAUCUGCGGGUGGCCAAGUUCGCUAACAACCGGCUGACCCUGCGCACGGGCCUGUACGACAUAUUUGGCCAUGUUUCGCCCUUCCACCACUGCCAUUCCCUCGAGGAGCUUUACCUCGCGCACAACAACGUCACGGACAUGCACAGCGACUGGAUAGUGAGCAACACGCGGCUCCGCGUGCUCGACCUCAGAUACAACUCGUUCAAUUACCUGCAAACCGAGGACCUGCAGUUCACCUCGAACAGCGUCAACGUCGAUCUUCGGCACAACAACAUAUCUCGGGUCGUGCUCGCGGGGCUAGAGCUGCUCUCCUCGAACCAGACCGAACCACGGAACGUCAUAGUCGACAUCGCCGACAAUCCGAUUCGCUGCAACUGCGAGGUCUACGAUCUCGUGCGUUAUCUCAACGGCGACAUGCAUCCUUACGUCCAGAACUACGUGCACCUCAAGCCCGGGGAUCUCGUGUGCCACAGUCCCGAGUAUAUGCGCGGUGCUCAGGUGUUUGAACUGAGGGCAAAAACCCUGAAAUGCAUGGUGGAGAACACGCAAGCGAGACCCGGUGAUCCAUGUUCCCCGACAAACGACGCCUGCACCUGCUGGCUGCGCCCCGAGGACCAAGCUCUUCUUCUCGACUGCGUGGCGAGGAAUCUCACUCGUGCGCCCGAGUGGAUAGACACCCGGGACGUCGCCAAGGUCGAGCUCGAUCUCAGGAUGAACAACCUCGAGGAGCCACCCUCCAUGUACAAGAAGGGCUACGACAAGGUCACGAGCCUGAAUCUCGCCCACAAUCGCAUCUCCUUUAUCGACGAGGAGCUUCUAUCGCCCAAUCUAAAGACGCUGAUACUCGAGGCCAACAACCUAACGUCCAUAGACUCAAAGAUCCUCGAGCGGCUGUCCAACUCGUCAAAGAUCACGAAGCUGACCCUGCACGACAACCCGUGGCGCUGCAGCUGCGAGGCACGGGACCUCCUCAACUUUGUCCACUCGAACUUCCUGGACAUGCCCGAGCUCCUAAACAUAACCUGCUCGGGCAGUCGGGUGCCCCUGUCUAACCUAACACUGACCGAGCUCUGCCCGGCUUCGAACCGGGCGAUAAUCGUGAUUUGCGCCCUAACGAGCACCUUCGCUCUGCUGCUCGGCUGCGCCGCUGCCCUCUACUUCCGCUUCCAGAGGCAGAUCAAAAUCUGGCUGUACUCGAAGAACCUCUGUCUGUGCCUAGUCGCCGAGGAGGAGAUCGACAAGGACAAGACCUACGACGCGUUCAUCAGUUACUCGCACAAGGACGAGGAGUUUGUCGUGAAGGAGCUAGUGGCGCGGCUCGAGGAGGGGCCCAGGCCGUACAAACUGUGCAUUCACAUCCGCGACUGGCUGGCCGGCGAGUGGAUACCCACCCAAAUCGAGCGCAGCGUCGAGGAGUCCCGGCGCACGAUAGUCGUGCUCUCGCGCAAUUUCAUCGAGAGCGACUGGAGCAGGUUCGAGUUCCAAGCGGCGCACAAGCAGGCCCUCAAGGAGAAGCGCGCCCGAGUAAUCGUCGUCGUCCUCGGCGAGAUCGGGCCCACCGAGCAGUUGGACCCCGAGCUCCGGGCUUACCUGCAAAUGAAUACUUACGUCAAGUGGGGCGACCCGUGGUUCUGGCAGAAGCUCAGGUACGCGAUGCCCCAUCACUCGAGCCCCGCGGAGGAGCCGAUGCAGGUGAUCAGCAGCAAGACCAACGGAAACAUCGACCGGCUGCUCGAGCCGGAUGCCAAGAAAAACGGUGACGUAAAGGUUACCUUCGCUGACGAGAAACAACAGCAGCAGAACAUCCUACAGGCGCUCAACGGCAUCAACAGGAGUCUCAACGGCGGUAUCAAAAAUGCCCAGUGUACGACCGUGUGACUCGACUAAUUGUUUUGAUCGAUCUGACUUUUUAUCUUAAGUAGUUCCCUUACUUUGAUGAUUUCAUUGUGCAUUUACAGUGCGCUCUUUUAUAAGUAGUAUUGAUCUGAAGAAUCGAGAGAGCUGUUGAUUCUGUUUUUUAUUGACAAUUGCAUCGAUGCAACGAGCAAAGUGUGUGAUUUACUUAAACGGAGGAACGAAAACGGAAUAAGGUACAAGUGUCGCACGGAACGAUGGUUUUACUGCAUUUGCCAAGUAUUUUUAAGUACCUUUUUUAUUCUUUAUUUUUUUACAAUCGCAUCACGUAGUUUGCUCGAGUGAACUAGUGUGUUGGAGUAUCCUAAUGAAGUAUAAUAUGUGAAGACAACACGUUUUAUAAAGGGACCAAAGGUGGAACAGCAUCUGCUCUACGAUCAUUGAAUCUGAUAAAAGGCGCGUCUGUUGCCAUAUAUAUCUGUUAUUAUGUACUGCAUCGGAAGAAGGAUCUAUUUACCGUUAUUAUUUUAACAAUCUCAUCGUGUACAUAAAUACCAAUCAAGUGUAUAUUUCAUAAGACUGAAUGGCAAAACAUUACUCUUACUACAUUGUAUAUAAUAGUUUUUUAUUACUUUAAUAUCAUUAAUUAUUUUUAUUAUUAUAAUUAUUAUUAUUUUUAAACUUAAGAAGACACGAGUUUUUAUAAAAAAUGUCUCUCUACCACGUACUGAUGUAUACUAUUACAUAUACUCAUAUCAAUUGAUAUUAUAUAUACAAGCUAUGACGUGUAUUUUAACGAGCGCAAGGGGAGAUACUUAGAGAAUGCACGAAAUGAUGAAUGAUGACGCUGUGAUGAGAAAUGCGCGUUUCGUUGUUAUACGAGCGUGUGUGUGUGAAUAUAUACGCGUUCCAUUAUACAAUUUUAGUUUACGUAAGGAUCUGUACGAAUGAACUUUUGCGGACUUUUUCUCUCCCACUACUUUUGUACAAAUAAAAUGCAC